AUGUGCAAGUGGGACAUCUUUCUCUUCAACUGCGGCUGCUUCGUGGUGCAGUUAAAGGACCCAUGCCACGACCGCCGACACAGGUACCACCUAAACUGCGUCCAGAUCCAGCAGGUUCGCAAGGAAUGGGUCUACUGCCAGGGUCGCCUCUGCGACAGAUGUAAAGAUCUGCAGGAUGAGGGAUACGGGGUCUCGGACGAGCUGCCUGCGUGGAAGGAUUUGCAGAGGGCGGCGUAUCAGGUUGCCAAGGAUCGGGCGAAUAUGGGGUACUUUGGGUGA
Molecule: messenger RNA, 279 nt
Organism: Fusarium falciforme
Lineage: Eukaryota; Fungi; Ascomycota; Sordariomycetes; Hypocreales; Nectriaceae
Exons: 1
Coding region: 1-279 (92 amino acids)
Source: RefSeq, a predicted model, not a curated record